GUUUCUCUGCAAGAGUUUGGGCCAGAGACAUGCAAUGAUUCGUUUCCAAGUUCAGAGAGAGAUCUUGGCCUGAAAUUGUAUCUUACUCAAAUUUUCAGUCUUAUUUCACGAGAUGAUAUCGAUCACCAUGCUCCACAGGACUCAAAUCACACUAGCCCGAAAGCAGUUCAUCUUCUUACUUGCAUCUUUUGCUUGCGACACUGCCUGGUAUUUCGUUGAAUACCACAUUAGGAGUUUACUGAAGAGCUUCAUGAGCUCUCACCCACCGCGAUGAAGAUCCUAUUCGUAUUUCGAGGACACACUCAACACUGCACGAUGAGAGAUGAAGGCUGGAAGAUAUAUAACAGCCCUCCUUGCCACCAUGGCGUUGGUCAAGCAUUACUUAACUCAUCAUCAGCCACUUUCUGCAGCUAGAAAUUUCUUCGCAUCUCAAAGAAUCUAGAUCUUGAGCUAAAACAUUCUGUCAUCAUGACUCAAGCAAUCCCAGUCGAUGAAGCUCUCGACUUCGAAUGGCAUGUCUUCGAGCAGCAAUUCCUCGAUUGGCAACACAUGACCCCGGAAGCAGUAUCACCAGAGACAUACACCAGCACUCUUCCAACCAGAGCAAGUCCGGCUAUCGAGAACGGAUCAUGUUCUCCACAGUCACCUGCUUCUCCAGAAAAUGGCGGAGUUGGAGAAGCAGACCUAGAAAUUUCAAAUGACAGCUUGAACAAGCAGUCCAGAGCCAGUUCGAGAAGGAGAAUUCAAAAUCGCGCAUCUCAAAGAGCUUUCCGUGCUAGACAACGACAGCAUGUUGAAGCCCUCGAAGAGAAGCUCAAAAGUGUGCUUUCCGAAUAUGAGCAGCUACAGCAGCGGUACACGGCUUUAAAUAUAGCAUACGAAACGCUGCUUAAAGAGAAAAGAAUGGAUAGCAUGAGUACAGUAACGUGUCCAACUUAUAGGAGCUCAUGGACAUCUGAUGAUUUAGGAGUAUUUGAAAAUGUAGAAAGUGGCUCCGGGGAUGGCUUGGGUAGGAUCUUGUUCUCGGGACUUGAGACUACUGAUAGAUGUUAAACUCGGAUGAGGGAUUGAGGAUCGUGAAAGGGAGGCUAUCAUGUG
This is a messenger RNA of Mollisia scopiformis, 1098 nucleotides long. RefSeq lists its product as uncharacterized. Gene Ontology annotation, molecular function: DNA-binding transcription factor activity. Lineage: Eukaryota; Fungi; Ascomycota; Leotiomycetes; Helotiales; Mollisiaceae. The transcript is spliced from 3 exons. The record is from RefSeq and is a predicted model, not a curated record. The coding region runs from base 469 to 1053 and encodes 194 amino acids. Gene Ontology annotation, biological process: regulation of DNA-templated transcription.